Molecule: messenger RNA, 1098 nt
Organism: Cadophora gregata
Lineage: Eukaryota; Fungi; Ascomycota; Leotiomycetes; Helotiales; Ploettnerulaceae
Exons: 5
Coding region: 1-1098 (365 amino acids)
Source: RefSeq, a predicted model, not a curated record
AUGUCAGAUGAUGAGCCGGAUCAUGAUCUCCUUGACUUUCUCCGCCAGCAUUUCCAAAAGACUGCUAUAGCUCCCGCAAUUCCAGAGACACAGGUCCUGGAAGGAGCGGAAUAUGUCUACGACAAUGCCAUUGACGUAGCGAUCGACUACCAGUCAACAAAAGUAGCAGCCGCUAUGAUCUAUGAUCAAAUGCAAAAGAAGGAGUACUCAACGAAAACUUGGUCAUCACAUGAGCUGCACCCAAAAGCGAAGGAUGAGAGCACUGUAGCAUUUAUAUUUACUAUGGACUUGUUGAAUUUCUCAUUUUGGUCUGAGAAAGAUGAUGACGAGAGAUUCGCUAUCGAGUACCAGGGGAAGACGUGGACUGGGUAUUGGAGUCUGGUUGCUGCUUUGCAAAGAGCUCUUGAAGAGGGUAUUCCCAUAACUUCCUCGGAUUUUUGGCAGAAUGAAGACGAAUUCACAGAAGAAGUCUUGAAGCACGUCUUCCGAAGCUCAACAGAAGAAGUAAUUCCCCUUCUCAAAGAACGGUUCGCCUGCCUCCGUGAAGCCGGGCAAAUCCUCUACGAAAAAUAUCAAUGCAGUUUCACCAAUUGUAUCGAUCAAGCUAAUCACUCUGCUGCCGGUCUCGUGAACCUCCUAGCAGAAAACUUCCCCUGCUUCAAUGAUGUUGUUCGAUUUGAGAACAGGAAAAGCGUGCGUCUUCUCAAGCGUGCCCAAAUCUGCGUGGCUGAUCUCUGGGCCGCUUUUGAAGGCGAGACCUUUGGCGAUUUUGACGAUAUCGAUAAGAUUACUAUGUUUGCGGAUUAUCGUGUUCCGCAGAUUUUGAAUACGCUGGGGUGUCUGUGGUAUAGUCCGCUGCUGGAUCACGCUGUGAGGCAAAAGAAAGAGAUUGAGAGUGGACAUACAUGGGAGAUUCAAAUGAGAGGAUGUAGCAUCUGGUGCGUUGAACUGAUCCGGAGAGAGAUUUUAAGAAACCAUCCAGACGCGAAGAUCAAUGCCAUUCUGAUUGAUUUCUUUCUUUAUGAUACGAUGAAGGAAAGGGAAGGGGCUGGAAAGGAUGAGAUACCCCAUCAUAGAACUCGUAGCAUCUGGUACUAA